Molecule: messenger RNA, 6938 nt
Organism: Dunckerocampus dactyliophorus (ringed pipefish)
Lineage: Eukaryota; Metazoa; Chordata; Actinopteri; Syngnathiformes; Syngnathidae
Gene: emid1
Product: EMI domain containing 1
Exons: 15
Coding region: 269-1543 (424 amino acids)
Molecular function (GO): protein binding
Source: RefSeq, a predicted model, not a curated record
UCACAGCUCCAUGUGCGCAGUUACACACAAGACAAUUACUCACGCAACAUGUCCGCUUUAGCUGGUUCAUUUGUCAUUUAAUAAAGCUUCUGCAGCUUUUCUGCAGAAAAAACAGUUUGGUAUACAGAGAUAGGUACGCGCUUUUUCACUGGAUGGGAUGCGCGUCUGUCCUUAACUCGCCUUCUUCUUUGUGACAUAUCCCCCCUUUAACUUCCCCCCUUUCCCCGAGCUGAAUUCCUGGAUUCUGAGCGGCGUGUGGCUCAUUGAAAUGGGACCUGGCCAACGGAAGAGUGUGUCCGCGCUUUGCAGGAAAAGUUUGCUUUGGACCGGGUUGGUCCUCUGGCUGAGCACCGUCGCUGACGGGACCUGGAAGACUGGACUUUACAAAACAGCCUCACACACUUCCAUCUAUCAGAAAAAAAACUGGUGUCCUCACACAGUUACCAAGACAGUGAGCUGCCAGGUGCAGAAUGGGACAGUCGUGCAGAGGGUCUACCAGACGUGCCGCUGGCCACAGGGAUGUACAGGGGGCAGCUACAGGACCGUUGUCAGACCUUCCUAUAAAACUGUAUAUCGCACUGUGACCUCACUGGAGUGGAAGUGCUGUCCAGGAUUCAGCGGGACUGCCUGUGAAGAAGGGAAGCAGCAGGUGGCUCAGGAGGCAAUAAGAAAGCCGUCCACACUGCGUCGCCCGCCUGCACGCACAGGAGACCCCCUUUCGAACUGUCUGAACUGCAGUCGAAUCACAGCAAUGAAUGACAGGCUGAGUUCACUGGAGGCUAAGGUUCAAGGACUCACUGCUUUGCCGUCCAUAACGCAACGCUACCCUCUGUCUAAGGGAGGAGUUGCACCAGAGGCCGCCUUAUUGAUGGGAACCUCUCCUGCUCAGGGGGCUCCCGGUGAGCAGGGACCUGCUGGUCCUCAGGGUGAAAAGGGGAGAGAUGGUAUUCCAGGCAGAGAUGGGAAACCGGGAUCUCGAGGGUUGCCAGGUCCCAGUGGGCCUCGGGGUGAAGCGGGGGUAAGGGGCCCAAGUGGAGCUCCUGGAUCAAAGGGAACCCCAGGACCUGCAGGCCCCCGUGGUCCCCCAGGGCUUCCAGGAGAGAGAGGUCUACCAGGUCCCCCAGGCCCACCUGCUCCUGCUAGUGCCCGCAUCCCAGAACCAGACAAUCGGGGAAAAGACCUAUUCUUCACCAACACUUUCCAUGAUUCAAGACCAGGGCCUCAGGGACCCCCUGGGCCAAUAGGUCCCCCGGGCCCAAAAGGCCCAGUAGGACCUCCUGGCCCAUCAGGACAGAACGGUAAACCCGGUACCCCUGGAACACCAGGUGCUGUGGGGCCGAAGGGAGAGCGUGGAGAGAGACAAAACUGUGCCGUACGAUUUCAAUUCAGGGGCCUUCAGGUUACCAAGGCGAGAGGGGCUUCAGAGGAGAGCCGGGGGCACCAGGUCCCAAAGGAGAGCCUGGAGAGAAAGGCUUACCGGACUUUAGCUUGCAGAUGUUCCGCGACUUGCAGGCUGACCUUGAGCUUCUGGCUCGUAGGGUGACGCUGCUGGAGGCUAUCAUCUGGCCAGGUAACGCUGAAACAUCCUCACCCACAGCCCUGCUGGCCCUCAGAUUGACACUUUCUUAAAGAAAAAAAGCCAAUCUAGAAAUCCUAACAAAGGUUGGAAGCAUGACAUUUGAUGAUGGAGUCUUACUGAGCUGCUGAAUGUUGAUUUAGUCACCGUUGUAUAGGUAUUUUGUGGGGAUGUGUUAAUCAUUUCUGGGGGACGUUUCCGAUCAAGCAAAAUAUUGCUUCUAUUGAUGAAAAAAAAUGCUUUGUCUGGACAGUGGUGCUGCACCAGUGUAGUCCGGUACUUUAUUAGGAAGAAAAUAAAACAACCACACUGUCAUUCGUCACAUCAGUCAGAAAAUGGUGCUGUAGAAUCAGUUGGGGCACGCCUCUGUGUGGAGUUUGCAUGUUCUCUGUGGGAUUCUUCCCGCAUCCCAGAAACAUGCAUGUUAGGCUAACUGGAGACUCUAAAUGGUCCAUAGGUGUAAAUAUGCGUGUGAAUGGUUGUUUGUUUCUAUGUGCCCUGUCAUUGAUUGGUGACCAGUCCAGGGUGUACCCUGCUUCUCGCUUGAAGUCAGCCGGAGCCUAUCUCCAGCUCACCCGUGACCCUAAUAGAACAAGCGAUAUCGGAAAAUGAAUGAAAAAAUAACAAAAGUUUUAUCUCAUGAUAAGAUCUGAAGUACUGUUAUAAACUCAUUAAAUCUUUCGGUGAAGCCUGUGACCGGUGUUCUGCUACUACUAAACAUAACUAAACUGCUUUGAAUCGAAUUUAUUCUGGUGGGAUUUCCUAGAACAUUGAUGAAAUCAUCCAGUGAAUAGCAUGCAUCUCCAAAUGUUUUUUCCCACACAAUAUAUUGAACGAUGGAACACACAAAAUACCACCACCACAUAGAAUAAUGUAUUGUUAUUAUUAUUAGUACUAGUAGUACAGUGGUACCUCGGUUAACGUCUGCCCCGGUUAGAGCAUUUUUCAGUUAACAAACAAAAAUGUUUGCUAAAAUUUUUCCUUGGUUUGCAUCCGCCUGCUUGUUUAGUAUGUAUUGUUUAGUAUACAGUAUACAGUCCGGUUUGUUUAUGCCGCUAUCUUGAAUCACGCGCACGAGACGAAAUCUUGUGAUACUUGCAUGUGACCGUGCAAUGCAUUGUGGGCCGCGGGCACCAUUUUAGGACGUUUGUAUCACAGUUGUACGGAGACACACGACGUAACAAACACAUGGGCAACACAGAAGAGAAAAGCGAUGGACCGUACCGAAACAAGUGUGCAAGACCCAAGAAUUUUACGGCUUAAAGAGAAGGCCGUCGUCAUUUCAGAGGUAUGUAAAUGUGACGGGGAGGCUCAGUCAUCGGCUGCGUGCACACACACACAAACAUACAGUACAAAAGUAAUGUUAAAUGUUGUCCAUUCAUUUGUCUUAUGUUUGCCUCAUUUUCUGCAUGUAAAACUCUAAUAUUUUCUAUGAAAUGUGUUUUGUGUUAACAUUUUUGGGUGUCUGGAACGGAUUCAUUGGAUUUACAUUAUUCUCUAUGGGAGAAUUUGCUUUGGUUCGAGUCCGUUUUAGUUAGAGUCUGACCUUCUGGAAUGGAUUAAUGACAUGAACCAAGGUACCACUUUAGUAGUAGUAGUCAUCAAAGUUAUUUGUUUUAUGAAUUUUAAAAAUAAUACAUAAAUUACAUGUGUGACAGUGAAAGUGGUGACUGUAUCUUUGUACACGUGCUUGAUGAGUUUUUAUCCAUUAGGAAAAUUUUUUUUUGGUUUAAACCAAAUUCACAAAAUUUGGGGACGUGGACACAUGCUUUUCACUGGACAGCAAUGAUACGAGUAACAGCAUUAAGCUUGUAUGAGUACUUAAACAAGAGUCUUAGGUUAGUACCGGACGUUAUGUUGUAGCCCCACUAGCCAGACAUGCACACUUAACAGCAAGGAUAUGUGAUAGAGCUGCUCACGUACUUACAUGUACAACAGCACUGUAGGUGUUCAAUCCAUCAGUUCCUGCUUGUGAUAGUUAAAAACCUUGUGAGAUUAAGACAACAGUGUGCACGUGGCAUGCACAGUGCUGGGCAGGGAGGCCCUGUUCCAACUGCUGUCUUUCUUCAACAGAACCUGAUCUAGGCUCUGGGGAUGGACCAUUUGGCACAGCCUCCCCUAGUUUCUACAGAGAUAAGCGAGCAGGUGCGCUUCCAUAUCGACUUGCUUCUCCUCUGUCUUCCGACACCAAGGUUCGAGGGGAGUAGCCCUCCGAUCACCCUGAGGACCGCAGGCUGGGUUGGCUCCCCUCUCUUUAGCUCACAUCAGCACUCAACACUUAUUUGAUCACCCUGGUGGGGGGGGGCUUUACUAUCAGAUUUCGGUUGGGGGACACCUCAGGGAAACUCCAGUGAUACUCCACCAUCUGGAAUGUGAGAAGUAGUUUGACUUCCCCAUCGCCAUAUCCACUCCCAUUAUGCACCCACCAGCUACUACCUGGGCCUCAUGGUCAUGUUUGUCAAAAGGAAGGUCUGAACCAUCUGUGGUGCUCCUCAGGCCUCACGUCUGGGCAAUAAGGGUCAUUUAGAGUAAUCAAUUUGUUGACAUGAGAGACUUCAGUUUGUAUUAUUUUUCAGUGUAACCACAAUGCCACCAGAUGUCAUUAUUUAAGUAUAUUUAGCAUGUACAUUGUGCAACUACACGAACAAACCUCCAGUGUUAAUUUUGUCGUACUUCUCUUAUACGGUUAAACUCAGUGUUACGUAGUGCACUAAAAAGAUUAAGUCAUCGCUACUUAAACUGAGACAUGUGUUGCUACAAGUGAUUUAUGAUUCUGAUGUGUUUUCCCAAUGAACAUGCACACUGAAAAAGUGAUUUAAAAUACAACAUUUACAUUUGUUACACAUCGACUGAAUCCUUGAAAUCCUUGGUUUUUUUUCAUUCUGGGGAAAAAAAAACAAACUUUGAACACAUACUCAGAGGAAAUAGCAAAACUGGAACCAGUGUUAUGUCGGUACUGUCAUGAUGAAAAGACAACUUGUUCCUUUUUUCAUUUUAUAUCAAACUUAUUGUGAAAGUAUUUAAAAUUGUCAGUGGUAGUUUAUUUUGUAUGCUGUCGUGUAAUCAUUUCAUAUUUUGAUUUUUUUUUUUUCAUUUCUUGAAAAUGUGUUCGUUUCAAGAUAAUCCUGUCUCAAUGAUCGCUGUAAUAAAAUGAUGUCCACUGUUUUUUUUUUUUAAACAUGUCAAUUCAUUUUGGAUCACUACAUAAAUAAUCACACAUCAAUACAUGCAAUAAUAAACAUUCACUCUGAAAUAGAGAGGAAUAGUAAGUGAUUAAGUGACUGAUCAUAAAGAAUUCUGUAGAUCGUGUGGAACUGGUGAUUGAAAUUAAUCAUCCAUUUGAGGCAAAAUGGAGUGCACUACUAUGCUACAACCAGCAGAGGCGCUGUUGAUCUGAACUAGUUAAUUGUCUAAAGAAAAAACACAUUAGCUAUGGUAAGUUGAGCUACAUACACACUAUGGAAACUCCUUUGGGCAGGGCAACAUUAUUCUGCUCAAUAUGACACUCACAAUGAAGCAGGAGGUCAGAAUACAAUAUGUAUGGAUUUUACCCAUUGUUGAUAGAAGAAAUUAAAUCAAACGCCCACCCAUCCUCAGGAAUAAUGUUAAGUGCUUUCUGAUUGCACAGUUGUGAAAAAAACUAGCCAACCCAGAAAAAAAUAAUCUUGAAGCUCAGCAAAAAUCCAAGCAUGCACCUAUAGUUUGUCGUACAAAGCAAACACCGUUUCCGACUCCGUUUCGGAUGAUGUCACCAUAAGUCACCUAAGGGCUUUUUGGUGCCACCGCCUUCUUUCCCUUGGCUACCACCACAGCCUGCUCGCCAACUCUACCAUCUAUGAGCAAGGAGAUGGCACCAUCCAGCUGUUUUGAUGCUGCAAGCGCCACUACAGCUUUUUCUGUGGGGAAGCCCAUCUUCUCCAGCUGUUGUAGUCUAGGGGAAAUGUGCUCAUAAUCAAUCAUUACUCCUUAAAUCAGCAUUGUGUACAAAAGAUGUGGGAAUUUCUGUUGCUACUAACCUCAGAGCAGAAACAGAGGAUUUUGUCACUUCUACUUUUGGAUUGACUUCCUCUGGGGCAUCCUGUAAGGAGGCAAGUAUUCCAGCCCUCAGCAUCUGUUCCUCCACUACCUCUGCGUCAGAUAGGGCAACUGACUCUUGCCUCCAGGCAGGCAGGUGCUCCUCCCCCUGGCAGUGGUUCAAAAUGAAGGGGUCCCUCAUUGAUGAUGGUUUUGUCUGAUCUUCAUGAACAACUGCAGAACAUGAUCUCGACCUGUAAGAAUUAAUGCAACGUAAAAUAACAAGGAUGAAAAUGUGUAUGGCUAUUCAAUGGAUGGAUAGCUCAUACAUCUGUGAUGUUCUGUAGGUUGGCAAUGUGGGCCUGGAUGAAGUGGGAAUAUAUGCUGAAAGGGGAAUGAAGCUCAGGAACUCCAUCUCCUGGAGCAUCCCAAUGAAGGUCUGACUGUCUGAAAGGUUGAUUCAGUACAACAAGAAGAAGAGGCAAGUAUAUACAGAAAAGGGGUUUCAUGUCAUCUCUGCACCAGUUGCAAUUGGCAAACAAUCUUUUAACUUUCUGGAAUUCAUUCGAUAGGACUGGUUCGCACUUGAACUAUAUUUCCUCCACUGCUAAUAAAUAAUGGAGAGACUACACAUGGCAGUACUUCAUUACACUAUGGCAGUGAUACAGUAUUAAGAAAGGAUACAAUUAUGACCAAUGCAUAUUGCACAGAAGUUAAGCAGAGCAGGUGUCCCGGGGAGUAUGAGCAGACAGAGCAGCAGAAGCAACCAGGGCAGAACCCAAACAGGCAACCACCUCUGCAGUCGCCUCUUUGUCAUGUGAUGACACUGAGCGGCAAACAAUGCCAACUGGAUGGCAGCAUAGCCACAGACCAGACUGGCCUCAAAACCAAAGACGAAGAGGACCAAUGUGUAAACAAGAGGUAAUAUGGUCAUUGUCAAGGUGGAGAGGGUAAGGAAGGCGACUGUUCCCCAGCGACGCUCCUGACAUGGUCCAAACAACAGCAGGAGAGAUACACUGACCGCCAGAGAAGGCAAAUCAUCAUGACUGACAGCAUACAAGAACACAUCUAGUAGACAAAAAUGGGGUGGAGAAAAUAAAGCGAUUUCUAUGCAUAAUGUCAAUAAAACAUUUGAACUAUGCAUUAAAUGAAAGGAUACCUCUGAAACGUGGGAAUUCUCCUCCUGGUCCUAAACUGAGACUUGCUUGGAUACCUCCAACAUAUACCAACAUCAUAAGCCCUACUAGCAGGGUUGUUCCUAGAAAAAACCCUGGACGAUCUGAUUUGAACCAUGAUAAUACACGAUAGCGCAUGACCCAAUAUCAGCGUUAUGUUCGUUACUUACUUG